AUGCUAGCUUUCGUCCGGGUUGUUGGUGAUGUCAUCUUCUGGCACCUCUGCUACAAUGCCAAGGGCGAGUAUAUCUCUUAUGAGGACCAUCGAGUCCCCCGACUUUCUCAGCUCCACGCCGAAACAAAACAUCUUGCAAUGGACACUCUAGAGAGGAGUCGCCAUAUCGUGGGAUGGAGUGAUGAUGUCAGAAAUUUUGCCGGUGCCCCCGAUGCGGAUUUUGCUAUUGAGUGGACUGAUCUACCCAGCCCGAACUCGAUGUGUGCGCUUGAAAAAGUCACCAUCUCUGGUUCCGCCGUUCCGUUCAUAACCUCGGGAGCCAGCAUCGCCCUGGGAAUCAAGGAUAAGGCGCUUCAUCUCGGCUUUGGUAGCAGUGACGACUAUAUGGGGAAUCUAUUCACCAUCGAGAAGCGACACUUUGUAUUCUAUGACACUGAGGAGAGACGCGCCUGGCUUGUCGACGGUGUCAGCACUGUCCUCCACCUUCUGCGUGCCUACCUCAGAUUUUAUCUUGAGGACAGUCGCGUAAGGGACUACUUCAUCUACAGUGACGGCGAUAUCGAAGAAGCCGGCCCAAACGUGGCCUACACGGGCGCGAGGGCCGCCUACGAGGUUCUGAAGAACGACAAGAACCAAAGACUGCCGCUGUAUCCGAAAAUGUCGGAGGAGUCAGAGGAAAGGAUAGCCAAGCUCGGAACCAAGCACGAGGACGACGUUACAAACCUGAAGGCAACUAGCAGGAACUUCACCCUUAAGGAGCGCGUCGAACAGCUCUGCUACGUGCUCUUGCAGAUUACCGCGUAUCAUGACGACAUACAUACGCAGUCAGGCUUCGGCUGGAGGAUUAAGAAGUCGCCCCGCCACCGAAUCGAGGGCUUCGAAUUCAUGGAUGUGGCUACCAAGCACGACACGCUCUGGCCCAAGGUCGCCACGCUGGAUGCCGUGAGCGUCGGCUGGGUUGACUUUGCACGAGCCUUACACGCCGUGCCUCUGUUCGGUGUUGGGUUCGGUGAUCUAUUCCGGCCAGUCAGGACAGACGCGCCGUGCUGCAGCUCGACAGCCUCUGUCCCCACCGGCAAGGACUUUCUGGCAGUCUAUGGGGCCGACCUCGAAAUAAUAUUGAGACGAGGUUCGAAGCGGAAAAAUCCUUGGCGACUUGUCGGCAAUAUCCAUUGGCAUUCACCUGACGGCGUGGCCUUCGAAUCGUGCAAGUGUAAAAGCCUCACUCUGGGUGGAGAUAGCCGGCCGAUCUCUGCGGCCCAGAGAAGUUACAAGAAACAGGAUCGAAUGGGACAACACAGGGCUUCCUGUGAGCCCGAGAAGAAGGGGCUGAAGGGGAUGUUUGGAGAACGUGGGUUUGGCCGGCAGAAGAGUCAGAAAGGAUCGAGUCCUGCCGAUAGGGUGCAGGUUCUCCUGCCAGCUACCUUCCCCCAGUUCUAUGGUCGAGGAUUGCGAAGCCCCGCGAAGGUGGUGCCGAAAGGCGCCGUGAUCUUUGGGCAUAGCUGGAAAUUUCCUUUGCGAUGGAGCUUGUCGAAGGACGUUCCGCCAGAGGAAGGCGAGCCAGACCCACCGUCCCUGGAUGAGGUGUCGAACCUGAUGGAUGACAGCGGCAUUGGCACGAGCAUUGACUCGUCAUCCGGCGGGGAUACGUCGGCGUCGCCUUUCUUUUACGGUCUGGGUAACAACCCCCAGGUCCCAUGUGGUAGCAGGGACAAUUCGUCAAUUGAGUCUGGGAUCGGCAGCGAUAAGCCUGGCAGCGAAAUAGUUCCUGCUGAGCAGGUCGUUCAGUAUCGGGAGGAUUCGAAGAAACGUGCGAUUUGUUUAUCAGAGGCGGAUGACCAUGAUGACCUGGCGAGGAAGCUCCGGCGUGUGGAGAAGAGGAUAAGCCUGGGCUAG
Purpureocillium takamizusanense is the source of this 1896-nucleotide messenger RNA. RefSeq lists its product as uncharacterized. The transcript is spliced from 3 exons. The coding region runs from base 1 to 1896 and encodes 631 amino acids. NCBI's taxonomy places the organism in Eukaryota, Fungi, Ascomycota, Sordariomycetes, Hypocreales, Ophiocordycipitaceae. The record is from RefSeq and is a predicted model, not a curated record.